AAAUUCAACUGAAAGCUCAAGUAGCAUGCGCCAGCUCAAGUUCCAUGAGAAGAAGCUCCUGAAGAAGGUCGACCUGCUCGACUGGCGCAGCGAGAACAACAUCCAUGAGAUCAAGGUCAUCCGCCGCUACCGCCUGCCCGACCGUGAGCAGUACCACAAGUACAACAAGGUCGUGGGCGAGAUCGGCCGGCUCGUCUCGCGCCUCAAGAAGCGCCCGGCCAACGACCCGUUCCGCAUCAAGACGACGGAAGCGCUGCUCGAGAAGCUCUACCAGAUGGGCCUCAUCAACGGCACCAAGAGCCUGCUCAAGGCCGAAGAGCUCAACGUGUCGGCCAUGUGCCGGCGGCGCCUGCCCGUCGUCAUGGUGCGCCUCAAGAUGUCGGAAAACAUCAAGGAAGCGACGACGUUUGUCGAGCAAGGCCACGUGCGCGUUGGGCCUACGACGGUCACGGACCCGGCCUUCAUGGUCACGCGGUCGUUUGAGGACUUUGUCACGUGGGUCGACAGCUCCAAGAUCAAACGCACGAUCCUCAAGUACAACGACAAGCUCGACGACUACGACCUUCUCGGUAAUUAGAGGAGUGCAAACUUACUAUACUAAAUCCACCUUGUAUUCAUUCCUUCC
Molecule: messenger RNA, 625 nt
Organism: Saprolegnia parasitica CBS 223.65
Lineage: Eukaryota; Oomycota; Saprolegniomycetes; Saprolegniales; Saprolegniaceae
Exons: 1
Coding region: 26-577 (183 amino acids)
Biological process (GO): rRNA processing
Cellular component (GO): small ribosomal subunit; small-subunit processome; Mpp10 complex
Molecular function (GO): rRNA binding; structural constituent of ribosome; snoRNA binding
Source: RefSeq, a predicted model, not a curated record